GAUGCCACGGGGCGAUUACCAGGUGACGGUGGCCAAGGCACCACGCCCCAGCAUCUACAGCCUGGACGACAGCUCUGUGUCUGGGCUGGAGAAGGAAGAGAAGGCCGGGCAGGGGGCCGCUGCCGGCCCCAGGCUCACCCCGCUGGAGCUUCUCACCAAGAGGAUGUGCAGCGACGAGAAGACGACGAAGGAGCUGGUGACGGGCCGCAGGGUGGGCUUCUACAAGCUGCACGGGGAGAUCGGCUGUGGAUCGUUUUCCCGCGUCAAACUGGCCUGCCACGCGCUCACCAAAGACAAGGUGGCCAUCAAGGUGCUGGAGAAGACCCGCCUGGACGUCCAGGCCAACAGGCUGAUGGCCAGGGAGAUCAGCAGCAUGGAGAGCCUGCAGCACCCCAACGUGUUGAGGCUGUACGAGGUGAUGGAGACACACAGCCGUCUCUACCUGGUCCUGGAGUUCGCCGGCGGGGGGGAUCUCCACACGCGCAUCAGCAACGAGGGAAAGAUGUCCGACAACCAGAGCAAGAUCGCCUUUGGGCAGAUCCUGUCUGCCAUCAAACACAUGCACGAAAACAACAUCAUCCACCGAGACCUGAAGGCAGAGAAUGUCCUGUUCACCUGCAGCUCCUGUAUAAAGGUGGCCGACUUUGGCUUCAGUACGCACGUCUCCAACCACAACGUCUCCCUGGACACCUUCUGCGGCUCCCCACCCUACGCCGCCCCGGAGCUCUUCAAGGACGAGAACUACAAAGGCCCCCUGGUGGACAUCUGGGCCAUGGGCGUCCUGCUCUACUUCAUGGUCACCGGCUCCAUGCCCUUCAAGGCCGAGACCAUUGGCAAGCUGCGCCUCAGCAUCCUGGCAGGAGCCUUCACCAUCCCGCCCUGGGUGCCCGGCCCGUGCCAGCGCCUUAUCAAGGGAAUAAUGAAACCCUUGCCCCAGGACCGCUACGCGGUGGAUCAGAUGCUGGGCUGUGAUUGGCUGCUGCCGGUGGAGUUUCCGUGGUCGGUGGUGCCUCCAGUGCCGCCCAGCCCUCUGCGCCUCCUGGAGGAGGAGGAGGAGCUGGAGGAGGAGGAGGAGGAGGUAAAGGUUAUCAUGGAGGAACUGGGGGUCACCCUAGAGCACAUACGUAACAAUCAGACGCGGGGCUGCCGAAGCCCAAUCACCGGGAUCUACCGGAUCCUUCUCCACAACGCCCAGAAGAGGCGGGGCUCCGAGACGUUGCCCGUGGUCAGGGGUGUGGUCAGGGACCAUCGGAGGGAGGGGCUAAGGGCCUACCGGGGGCUCAGACACACCUCCAAGUUCUGUGUCCUCUCCUGAGAGGCCUGUUGUUUACGAACCUGUGUGCUUUCCUUGAGAAAGUUCUGUUUUCAAAAAAUGUCAAAACCUUUCUUGAUCGCACUUUAUAGCUUCAGGAUUUGUAGGUCUCUGAAAUAAUUCAGGGGGUCUUGGGAUAAUGUUAUGACAAAUUGUUGGCUCACAGACAACAAAAGAGUAUUGCUGUAGCCUAUUUAUCUUGAAUAUAGUUUACAUGUUCAAGAUAAAUGUACAUCUUUAAUAUGGAAUAUCAAAUGUUUGUAGAACUUAAAGGUGUGAAAAGUGCCUGUGAAGACUUGAGACCAGAAAUAUGAAAGUGAGUGCUUGUUUUAUUCAGAAUCAAAACUGAAAGUAGACAUCUUAACAUGUAAUUUUUGAUCCUGAUUUGGCACAUUGAGUAUAACACCAUCUGUUUCUUUGCUUCAAACCUCGACUGUUACAUUCCUACUUUUUCUAUUAAGAAAAGAGUUUUGCAAACGUUUUGCACAGUGUUAUACAUUUGUUCACCGUAGUUAGUUUUAUACAAGUGGACUUGCAAAAUAGGCUACACACUAUUACAAAUAAAGUGAUCUAAACCAAUCGCGAAUGAUUUGACGUGAUGUUUGAUGAAACCCUG
Osmerus eperlanus (European smelt) is the source of this 1928-nucleotide messenger RNA. It is a transcript of the gene nim1kb, whose product is annotated as NIM1 serine/threonine protein kinase. Lineage: Eukaryota; Metazoa; Chordata; Actinopteri; Osmeriformes; Osmeridae. Gene Ontology annotation, biological process: microtubule cytoskeleton organization; intracellular signal transduction; protein phosphorylation. Gene Ontology annotation, molecular function: tau-protein kinase activity; ATP binding; protein serine/threonine kinase activity. The record is from RefSeq and is a predicted model, not a curated record. The transcript has 3 exons. Bases 2 to 1315 code for a protein of 437 amino acids. Gene Ontology annotation, cellular component: cytoplasm.